Messenger RNA from Acanthosepion pharaonis, 906 nucleotides. Lineage: Eukaryota; Metazoa; Mollusca; Cephalopoda; Sepiida; Sepiidae. The record is from the annotation of a GenBank genome assembly.
AUGGUGUCCGAUUCUUCCUUAAUUUCGUUCAUUAAUUCAUUUUUCUUCGCCUCAGUCAUCUCCCUCACUUGUUCGUUUUUUUUGUUUUUUCUUCUUCUUCUUUUUCUUCUUCUUCUUUUUCUUCUUCUUCUUCUUAUUAUUAUUACUACUACUACUACUACCACCCUUUACCUUCCUGCCUUAUAUUCCCCGUUUCCUCCUCCUCCUUUUUCUUCUUCUUCUUAUACAUCUGCUCGCCACCUUCCUAUCCUUAACUUUUUUCUCUUAUUUUUACCUGGCACCUUGAUUUUUUUCUUCUUCUUCUUCUUCUUCUUCUUCUUCUUAUUAUUAUUAUUAUUAUUAUUAUUUCUACCCUUUACCAUUCUAUCUAAUAUUCCACGCCUCCGCCUCCUCCCCCUCCUCCUGUUCUUCUUCCAUUGCCCUUCACUUUUCUAUUUUUUAUUUCCCCUUCUCCUCCUCCUCCUCUCUUCUUCUUCUUCUUCAUUAUCAUCAUCACCCUUUUCUCUUAUUUUCUCCAGUUUCCUCCUCCUCCUCCUUUUUUCUUCUUCUUCUUCUUAUACAUCUGCUCGCCACCUUCCUAUCCUUAACUUUUUUCUCAAUUUUUACCUGGCUCCUUGUUUUUUCUUCUUCUUCUCAUUAUUAUUAUUAUUAAUAAUAAUAAUAAUAAUAUUUCUACCCUUAACCAUUCUAUCUAAUAUUCCACGCCUCGUCCUUCUCCCCCUCCUCCUGUUCUUCUUCCAUUUGCCCUUCACUUUUCUAUUUUCUAUUUCUCCUUAUCUUCCUCCUCUCUUCUUCUUCUUAUUUUCUCCUCCUCCUCUUCUUCUUCUUCUUCUUCUUUCUCGUAGAAUUCUGGUUUCCUCUUUAGUUGGAUUUACAAUUUUUAUGCUUCUUUAUUAUUAUCCAUAA